Messenger RNA from Fusarium vanettenii 77-13-4, 786 nucleotides. RefSeq lists its product as uncharacterized. The transcript has 3 exons. The record is from RefSeq and is a predicted model, not a curated record. Bases 1 to 786 code for a protein of 261 amino acids. NCBI's taxonomy places the organism in Eukaryota, Fungi, Ascomycota, Sordariomycetes, Hypocreales, Nectriaceae.
AUGGCUUCCAAGACCGCCAUCGCUUCUGCAAACGAGAUCACCAUCGACGAGUUCAACCAGCUCCUGAGCCAGUACCCGGCUCUCAUCAAGGAUAUCUCCAGUACCAAGGGUGCCAAACCUGGUCAGAAGACCUUGGAGGCGCUUGAUGAGUAUCGUUACCAUGACGCGUUGGAUAUAUUCAGCCCUGGCAAGGACACCCCAAUGAAGCUUGAUGACAUCAAAACCCUUGUUGAGUGGAAGUUACGUCACGGAAAAUUCAGGCCAACACUGAUGAAGCUUGUGUCUUCAAAUGAUGCCGACACGGCUGAAGAUAUCGUCAAGCAAGCCAUUGAUGCCUACAAGGAGGACGCCGACAUCGACGCGGCCCUUGGCAUCUUGACAAAACUCAAGGGCAUCGGCCCUGCAACUGCAUCUCUCCUCCUGGCCGUUCAUGAUGCAACUCGGGUCAUCUUUUUCGCCGACGAGGCUUUCUGGUGGCUAUGUUGCGAUGGAAAGCAGAGCCCUAUCAAGUACAACGCCAAGGAGUACCGCUCCCUUUGCUCCGCGGCCAACGAUCUACACGAGAGACUUGACGUUGCAGCAAGUGACGUGGAAAGGGUUGCCUAUGUGUUGAUGAAGGGACCAGCUUCACCCAAGUCAUCAGACCAUGUGGUGCCCUCCAAGGAGGCCAAGAAGAAUAGGGCACCAUCUUCGACGAAGCGAAAGCCUGACACCAGAGUUGAGAAGGCCGGCGAUGCAACCCACGACGCCCCUGUCCUUCGUCGAUCGAAGCGAGUCAAGGCUUGA